Schistosoma turkestanicum is the source of this 1869-nucleotide messenger RNA. NCBI's taxonomy places the organism in Eukaryota, Metazoa, Platyhelminthes, Trematoda, Strigeidida, Schistosomatidae. The record is from the annotation of a GenBank genome assembly.
GAAAGAUACUGGAUAUUGGCGCUCCUUCUAACUUCUGCGCAACGUGCAGAAUGAGUGUCUCUGAAAUCAGUCGGUUGUUGAUUACAUAAAUAUAUGACCGUUUCAUCUGUUAGUUUUUCCAAAUUAUUUCCAAUUAGUGGCUGAUUAUCUUCAUUGUUAUCUACAUCUGUUUACGUCUAUGCACAAUGAACGAGGAUAAAUGUCCUAGUCAAAGCGAAAUAAAUAUGAAUUUUAGCACAAAUUCAGAUUUAGAACCGUUUACUGAUAAGGAUGUACUGAUGACCACUGGAGCAGUUGCUCGUAUACUCAAAGAAUCUGGAUCUCUGGAAUCGACCGAACCUAAAGUAGCUAAGUUUUCUGUAAAGCAUUGGUGUAGGUUGUUGAAAAUGCUGCACAGUCAUCAGAAAGUCUACUUAGUGAGGACAAAAGCAGCACGGAAUCUUCAGCUGAGGUGGCUACUUGUUCGACUUCAGGAAAUCUCUGCUGGACGGAUGAUUCGUUGCACAUUUUUGUUCUCAGUGAGGCUGGAAAACCUAUAUAUUCACGGUACGGAAAUGAAAGCGAUUUAUCCUCUUUAAUGAGCGUUAUGCAAGCCCUCGUUUCUUUUGUUGCGAAUUCUGGAGAUGAGCUUCAAUUGAUCAACACGCCUGACAAAAAGUUCUUGUUCGUUUCUCGGUCACAUCUUAUACUAGUAGCAUUCAGUCCAGUUUCUGAACCCACUUCACAUUUGCGCAUCUGCCUCGAAUAUGUAUAUAAUCAGAUAAUAAGCUCAUUAACCUUGCAAAGAGUGGAGAAGCAAUUUACAAGACAUGCUAAUUUGGAUUUACGCAAACUUCUUGUUGGAGAUAAUAGACUUCUAUCCUCUAUCAUAAAUCGAGUAGAAGAGUGUUUUGGGAUAUUUUUGAAUGCAAUCAGCUGUACACCACUAUCGGAAAAUAACAGAGCUGCAAUAUCACAGAUUAUAUGUCAAAGUGCUAAAUUAAGUGGUUUGGUGUUCGGUAUUUUAUUUCAUGGAGACGAUAUUGUCAGCAUUGUGCGCAUGAAGAACCAACAUCUUCGCCCAUCAGAUAUCCAUUUACUUUUAAAUCUAAUUGGAAGUUCACAGUCUUUCAAAUCAGCACAAUCUCAUUGGUUACCGAUCUGUUUACCUAAAUUCGAUGCUAACGGAUUUUUAUACGCCAGUGUUACUUAUCUUAAUGAUUCAAUAUGUAUGGUUUUGCUUAGUGUUGAUAGUGGAAAAUUUUAUCCACUGAAAUCAAUUACUGAAAAAGUAUUCACUUUAUUAAAUGCUACAAAUAAUGGUGAUCAUUUAUCUUCGAUAAUAUCUUCAAAGUUGCCACAAAUUCCUACUAUUGGCAUUAAGAAUUUACGACAUUUUGUUUAUAAAUCUAUUCCAAUCAGUCAAUAUAUUACCAGUGAAUGGACUGUACCAUAUGCUAUUACCUGUGAAUCAUCUGCAGAAUCUUCAAUUGAUACAGAUUCAGAAAGAAAAACCAAACUUCUUAAUAAUAAUAUUGUACAUAAAUUACGUCAUAAUGUUUUGUUAUCAUAUAAACGACUUCAUAUGAGAUUGCAUUCUUCUACAAUACCAGCAAAAUUUAUUUACAAAAUCACAAGUACCGAAUUAUUUUUUGGUUGGAAAACGGAUACUUUCGAAUUAUAUGCCACAUUAGAACCAAUGGUUACAAUAACAGAAUUAGGUGAAAUUCGUAAACAAUUAUUGAAAUGGAUUGAAUCAAAGAAAACACAAUUUUUUAUUUUAUCCUAUCCAACAUUUUAAUUUUCUUACUUCUGUCAUUAAUGAACCUUACUUAUUUGUUACAUUUGAAAACGUAUCAUGAUCAAUUUCACUCAAUUAUAAUGAUUUUA